This is a messenger RNA of Pseudozyma flocculosa PF-1, 834 nucleotides long. RefSeq lists its product as uncharacterized. The coding region runs from base 1 to 834 and encodes 277 amino acids. Lineage: Eukaryota; Fungi; Basidiomycota; Ustilaginomycetes; Ustilaginales; Ustilaginaceae. The record is from RefSeq and is a predicted model, not a curated record. The transcript has 2 exons.
AUGUCGAUCGCCAUCACCAUGUGCCUGGGAGGGAGCCUUGCCACGCGCCUCCUGCUCGCCUUCCUCUGCGUAGCCCUCCUCGCCUCUGUUAGGCCCAUGAACUUCCCAGCCUCGUCGAGCUCAGCCAUCGAUCGACUAGGGCCUGUGCCUCUGCCCCCACAGGAGCUUUUUGCCGCCUACAACGACAUGAUCACCCACCUCUCUCCGAGCGGUCGGCUGGCUCCCGAAGGGUUCCAGGCGUUUCACGUCGUCGAUGUGCGCGUUCCCACGCUGGCCGGAGAGCAGCCGCUGAGCCUGUUUGAGCGGACGGCGGAGCUCAGCAAGGUACUCAGGUCGAUUGCGGCCGACGGAAAGGCCGCCGAGCUCGUGUCGGACCUCGGCACCGCCUUUGCCCAACAGCAAGGGCUGCCAUCGGUUAGCAGGCGCACGCUCAAGAAGAUGCGCUCUGAUCUGAAGCAGCUCGAGGACGAGCACCGCAAGAUCCGGAGCGACUACGAGCUCGCCACCAGCUUCGGAGACGCGGCCGAGGGGCAUGAAGAUAGCCUGGCGACCCGUCUGCCCUUUGUCUACGGCAACUUCCGACGUGCGGCGAGGCUUGCGCGGCACCGACUCGAGCGGAUCGCAGCCGAGAUCCAGCUGUACCGCUCCGAACGCAUCCCCGAGGUCUGGAACAAGGUGCCCGGCAAGCCCGGUCGGGUGCGUCCGGUGGAUGACAGCGAGCUGAGCGGGGGAGAGGACGUUUGCCAAAGGUCAAACUCGAGCACCGCCACCGACGAGCGUCAGGACCAGAGGAUGGGCUCAAAGCCCGCAAGAGAGGCUAUCAGUCCCCGGUAA